CCUCCUGUACAUGUACCACCUUGCCACCGGAGGAUACCCUCCUGUACAUGUACCACCUUGCCACCGGAGGAUACCCUCCUGUACAUGUACCACCUUGCCACCGGAGGAUACCCUCCUGUACAUGUACCACCUUGCCACCGGAGGAUACCCUCCUGUACAUGUCCCACCUUGCCACCGGAGGAUACCCUCCUGUACAUGUACCACCUUGCCACCGGAGGAUACCCUCCUGUACAUGUACCACCUUGCCACCGGAGGAUACCCUCCUGUACAUGUACCACCUUGCCACCGGAGGAUACCCUCCUGUACAUGUACCACCUUAAGCUUGCCACCAGAGGAUACCCUCCUGUACCACCUUGCCACCCGAGAGUACCCUCCUGUACCACCCUGCCACCGGAGAGUACCCUCCUGUACCACCCUGCCACCGGAGAGUACCCUCCUGUACCACCCUGCCACCAGAUAGUACCCUCUUGUACCACCCUGCCACCGGAGAGUAUCCUCCUGUACAUGUACCACCUUGCCACCGGAGGGUACCCUCCUGUACCACCCUGCCACCGGAGAGUACCCUCCUGA
Volvox carteri f. nagariensis is the source of this 570-nucleotide messenger RNA. RefSeq lists its product as uncharacterized. The record is from RefSeq and is a predicted model, not a curated record. NCBI's taxonomy places the organism in Eukaryota, Viridiplantae, Chlorophyta, Chlorophyceae, Chlamydomonadales, Volvocaceae. The annotation marks the transcript as partial. The transcript has a single exon.